AUGGCGCCACAGAACGAAAAGAGCUCUCUUAAACGCAGUAGGGUUAGCACGGACCAUGAUUCACAAGAUUUGAAAAAGCAGCGGCGCUCUCAGAGAACUACAGACCAAGAUCAAUCCCAGACUACGCCGGUGAAUCAGUCCUAUUUACCUACGCCUCUAACCCAACAAAAUUCAACUACGACGGACGUUACGAAAGAAGUCACAGCUUCACCUGGUGCUUCUAGCCAAGUGCGCUGUCAAACGCCGCUCAAUUCAGAUUCCCUCCAAACAUUUUCGUCUCCUCCUGGCGAUACGCAGGCUCAAUCACAAUUUGUAUACCCACCCAGAGCAUUUGCCGACGAAGUGGAGGAUGAGGCCGCUGAAGGGGUAUGGGGCUACCUCAUUCCGCUUGAUGAAAAGGUUCGGAGGCCCCUUGUUCUGAGAAAACGAGAUAGUUGUGAAGGCCAUGCGGAUGCCAAGUCCAAGGGCAAGGCUGGGAAGGCAACUCGACGGCAAGAUAAAUCAUCGGAGGACAAACAAGCGAAGAUCCAUCCCCCUGGCGGUUACUUAGUUGGUCGCCAUCCGGAAUGUGACUUGGUGAUCAACGUCCCCACUAUAUCUAAUCGGCAUUUCUUGAUCUUCCCAGAAAACAGAAAGGGUGGAUCGGUCGCGAUAAUGGAGGAUCUGUCUAGCAAUGGUACUUUUAUUAAUGAUGCAAUCGUUGGGCGUAACAAGCAUCGCGAACUUGAAGACGGGGAUGAAGUCACUAUCUUGGAUGAAGCACGCUUUGUUUUCAGGUACCCUCGCACAAGGGAAACAAGUGGGUUCCGCCAGCAAUACAGGCUUCUUCAACAACUUGGAAAAGGCCAUUUUGCAACUGUCUACCUUUGUGCAGAACGGUCUACAGGAACGCAAUACGCCGUUAAGGUUUUUGAGAAACAUGUGGCACCAGAGAUAUUACAAGAUUCCCGCCGGCGCCGAUACACGAAAGCUGUGGACAUCUGGUCCCUUGGCGUUGUUCUUUACAUAUGCCUUUGUGGAUUUCCCCCUUUCUCCGAUGAGCUUUAUACUGCCGAGAGCCCGUACACUUUAGCGCAGCAGAUCAAGAUGGGUCGCUUUGAUUACCCAUCACCCUACUGGGAUUCUGUGGGCGACCCGGCUCUAGAUCUCAUAGACAAAAUGCUCACCGUUGAUGUCGACAAGAGAAUCACCGUGGACGAAUGCCUAGAGCAUCCAUGGCUUACUGGGAAAUACCCUAGUGUUUCUGACAGCACUGAUGGGCUAACUGGAGCCUUGGGAAAACUGGACUUCUCGAAACGAAAAAUCGCCCGGGAACGCACGCUCCUUAGCAGUGUCAAUUAUGUCCAUUUCAGUGAGCACGUGGAGGAAGGUGCUAUUCCGAUUAAAGUUUUCCAUAAGAAUAACGCCGGAAAACGUGUGCACAACCGGCCUGCCAAAGCCCAAAAACGUGAAGUGUCACCUGACGAAAAUAGUGCCCCUUACGAUUUUGUCAACCUUGGAGAGCGUGGGGAUCCAGUGCUGUUCAAAGAAGAUUCCGUCAGUCAGUACAGAUGA
Molecule: messenger RNA, 1554 nt
Organism: Aspergillus oryzae RIB40
Lineage: Eukaryota; Fungi; Ascomycota; Eurotiomycetes; Eurotiales; Aspergillaceae
Exons: 4
Coding region: 1-1554 (517 amino acids)
Biological process (GO): protein phosphorylation; mitotic DNA damage checkpoint signaling
Cellular component (GO): nucleus
Molecular function (GO): protein serine/threonine kinase activity; protein binding; ATP binding
Source: RefSeq, a predicted model, not a curated record